This is a messenger RNA of Zerene cesonia (dogface butterfly), 3407 nucleotides long. RefSeq names its product hemicentin-2. Gene Ontology annotation, cellular component: cell-cell junction. The coding region runs from base 313 to 2193 and encodes 626 amino acids. Gene Ontology annotation, biological process: cell-cell adhesion. The transcript has 15 exons. Lineage: Eukaryota; Metazoa; Arthropoda; Insecta; Lepidoptera; Pieridae. Gene Ontology annotation, molecular function: cell adhesion molecule binding. The record is from RefSeq and is a predicted model, not a curated record.
CGCGAGCCCAUUGAGUGUGGUUCCGGUGGGGUCGAUCACCAGUGAGUGCGUGCCUUUACGCCGCUAUUUUAAACUUACUCGCGUGCUUACCGAACGCGUUACGCGCCAAAAAUUAUUCUUUAUUUAAAUUUUCGGGAACAGACAAAAAAGUUUGUUUAUUUUUUUAUUGUGAAAGUGAUAAUGGACGAAAGAUGAAAGAAAAAUUAGCAGAAAAACAACGAUAUCUAGUGGUAAUUAAGUAAACAAAACCUGCGUUCAGAAAUAAUUAGAGCAUUUUGUGAAAUGUUGUGAAGUUUAGGAUACGUUACGACAAUGAAGAAUAUUAACAGUAACUGUUUUGUGCGAGUUUUUCUAUUUUUUAUGAGUGCAAUUAGUGUUGACGCGGUCCAACGAUUCGUCGAGUUUCCCACGUAUACAGAAGUAAAUCCUGGUGAAGAUGCAUUGCUUACAUGCCGAAUCUCAGACAAGAAAGGAGUGUGUUCGUGGCAAAAGGAUAAUAAGCCUGUCGGUAUCUACAGAGGGAAGUACGAAUGGGCGAACGAGCACAGUCCUGUGGGGGGCGACUGCUCCCUUUGGGUGAGGGCUGCCACUCUACAACUGGACGAUGGACAGUGGCAGUGCCAGGUCACAGCUAGCAAUUACGAUGUACAGGAUGCACUAUCUAGUCCUCCAGCUGCGCUUGCAGUUCGAGUGCCGCCGCAGACGCCUAGGAUCCUAUUCAAUGGUUCCCAUGUGCUGCCGGGACAGAAGAUCACGGUGCCCGCUGGUUCUAGGGCUACCGUGGUGUGUGAGGCGCGGUAUGGAAAUCCCCCAGCGUAUAUAGAGUGGUAUUUAGAUAAAGAACGCCUCACAGCGUGGAGUCAAACCAACGCGUCAGAAGUGGAGCGACCUCGUGUGUGGGCUGCGAGAUCUGUGCUGGAACUCGGUGCUACCAGGUCAGCCCACGGGAGGCAGCUGGCCUGCAGGUCCCACCAUCCAUCGUACCCGUCUCCGUACUAUAGGGACUCAUAUACCAUGCUCGAUGUGACCUUUGUACCUGUAGUCUCAAUAGUGGGUUCUGAUGCGAGUAGUCUAGCAAGUCUGGAAGAAGGUUCCAGCGCUCUUACCCUGGAGUGUAGAGCAGAUGGAAACCCUAGUCCUAACGUGUGGUGGACCAAGGACGGCCAGGUCGUCGCUACUAACGGCCCCAGACUGAUUCGAGUACCGGUGUAUAGAAAUCAUUCAGGUAUCUACGGAUGUCAAGCUAGAAACUCAUUGGGUACUUCAGAAGCUGUUAAAAUAGAAAUCGAUGUAAAAUAUCCUCCGCGCGUGAUAUGGGUCGGUCCGGAUACGGUGGUUGAAGCCAAUUUGUUUACUCAAGUGACGUUGGAGUGUAAAGCGGAGGGUAACCCUCCGCCCAGCUACCAGUGGUACCAUAACCCUACACCUUCCAUGACCUCGCAUCCUGAUGAAGGUUAUCCCAUUUCGUCCACACCACAGUUGCAGCUGCACAAUGUGUCUUACACCCAACAUGGGAGGUACACCUGUGUGGCUAUCAACCAGAUCGGCCUUGAAGAGCGAACACACCAAUCCGAAGCGGUCACGCUGAACGUGCUGGGCCCACCCGUGGGCGCGGAGACGGGCACGGCGCACGCGUGGAGUGGCGGCGAGGCGAAGGUGCAGGCGACCGUGUGCGCCGACCCGCCGCCGCGCCGGGCCGCCUGGCUCUGGGGCAGCUUGCGGCUGGACGUGCCAUCUUCUAUUGGUCGGUACAAAGCCAUCGACGCGUCGAGCGUGAACGGCUGCUACCGCUACACUCUCGUGGUGAGCAGCGUGAGCGUGUCCGACGCGAGAGUGUACGUGCUGCACGUGGAGAACGAGCGCGGCUUCUCGUCGCACGCCGUGUCGCUGACUGUACAUGAUAAUUUUUCGCUAACAGAGACCGCGCACGUGGCUCCGCUCAUAGUGGCCGCUCUUGUUAUAGCGGCGCUUUUGGUUAUAGUCCUGUGUCUCAUUCUACGCUGCAGGAGAAGACGGGAAAGUGUCGAGUACAAAACUGACGAAUUAGAUAGCGAGAAGACAGUGCUACCAGCGGACGCAGUGUACGCGCCGCGCGAGCCAGCUCGGCCACGCGAGCGCGACCCGCGCUACUCGCCCGCCGCGCUGCAGGUGCGCCGCGCCGCCGUGGUGCUGCAGCCCCCCACCACCGUGUGAACUGUGUCUGCACAGGCAGCUUUGUCGUCGCUGGAAAAAGAAGCCAAAGAAAACGUGUAUGCGGUACUAGACCCGCACAUACAAUAUGAGUUAAUGAUAAACAAGCACGGCGAACCGCCUAAGUAUUUAUCGCUGUCUAAACCGCUAACUCACCAAAGAACGCACGCCUUCGACCCGCAAACUUUUAAAGAUAAUGAAAUUAAUAAUAACGAUAUUAUGUUCUCUACUUUCAAACACGAACCGUCGAAAGCUAGGCGGUCUGACAGAAGCAAUAAAAGAAGCGGUAGAAAUAAAAACAAUUAUGUUUGCAACACAAAUUACGAUGUCGAAUAUUCGAGAGAUCCUUUCUUCGGCAAAGUUAGGUCGUCUGAACAGAAUGACGCUUUGGGAAAUAAUAGAUUACGUAGAAGCAAAAAGAAUAUGUAUGAAAAAAACAAUUUUGGACGAAAUGUUAUUAUUGUUCCGGAUAAACUCACUGAUAUUAAUAAGGAAAAUAUGUGUAGGACUUCGCAAAGGAAGAAACAAUAUGUAGUAGAUAAUAAUGUUAAUGAAAAGGAACGCUCUUUUGAAGAUUUAAAAGAGGAACCGAGAGUGAAAUGUCGAAAUAUUGAAGAAGAGCAUAUGCCUCAACCAGGGAAAGUUAAAGAAAUCGCAUCACGAUUCGACAAACACAGCCUCAAUGAUUUCAAAUAUUUUAAUGUAAAAAAUGAGAGACCUAAGCCUUUACAAAGUUUUUGUGAUCAAAAGUACUUAGACCAUGUGUUCCCAGAUGCUGUAGAAAUUUAAUUUUAUCGUGUGUGAGAUGUAAAUUUAAUUAGAUCUCUUAGUAUAGUAUGAAUGGGAGUGUGAAAACUAAAAAUGAUAUCUGUCUAUUGAUUAUUAGGGAUGCUUCCGAUAAGACUAUAUCUUUAAAGCUAUUAAUAUUUGAUCGAAUAUCUUCUAAUGCCAUACUCUUAAAAUUUUGAUAUCGUAGAAAUCUUAAGCAUUAUUGAGCAUUAAUGACAAUUUUCAAAUAAGCACAAAUUCGUUAACAAAUAUUCUGCUUAUACAUAUAUUGUACUUAACGGAUAAAAAUAAUUUCUUCCAUUUACUUUAACUUAUAUAUAUUAUGUUUAUAUUUUGUUAUUUAGCUCCUAUUGUGUAUAGCUAUUUAAACUUUCGUGCUGGUAUGUUUUUGUAUUGUUGAAUUUUAACAGUAUUAAAAUUUUAAUUGA